Fusarium sp. VM40 is the source of this 1353-nucleotide messenger RNA. The record is from the annotation of a GenBank genome assembly. NCBI's taxonomy places the organism in Eukaryota, Fungi, Ascomycota, Sordariomycetes, Hypocreales, Nectriaceae.
AUGUCUUACGAAGUGCCCCCUGGACGCCCAGGUAACCUGACUCCCGAACAAGAAGAGAAGCUCCGUAAGCUAUGGGUUGCCAUCUUCCAACUUACUGGUGUAGCGGAUGGGGACAGUUCUGGCGUCGAGAUUAUCUCUCCCAAGGACGAGGCGAGCCCGGUGGAUGCUGAUCCUAAGAAGAAGCGCGGAUUUGGAAUGUUCAAGAAGGGCAAAUCCGGUACUUCGACGCCGACUGAAGCCUCUGCUGAAGAGGACAAGUACAACGAGACCAAGCAAUAUCAUGAGACUUUGGCGAAGGAGACUCCUGAGACCAUUCGUCAUACUAUCUGGAGUAUGGUGAAGCACGACCAUCCUGAUGCUCUUGUUCUGCGCUUUCUCCGAGCACGAAAGUGGGACGUCGAGAAGGCCCUCGUGAUGCUGGUAGCAACUAUGAACUGGAGACACAACGACAUGAAAGUGGAUGAUGAUAUCAUGAAGAAUGGAGAUGCUGUUGCGGUCGAGGAUGAGAAGACUGAUUCCCCUUCCAAGCAAGUUAGCGCCGAUAUGAUGAAGCAACUUCGAAUGGGAAAGAGUUUCCUGCAUGGCACUGACAAGCAAGGCCGACCUAUUUGCGUUGUCAGAGUGCGCCUCCACAAGGCUGGCCAGGAGUGUGAAGAAAGUCUGGAAAAGUACACGGUCUAUAUCAUCGAAACGGCUCGUAUGACUCUCGAGCCCCCUGUUGACACUGCUUGCAUCGUAUUUGAUAUGACGGGUUUCUCCAUGGCGAACAUGGAUUACACGCCAGUCAAGUUUAUGAUCAAAUGCUUUGAGGCCAACUACCCAGAGUCUCUUGGCGCCGUUCUAGUGCACAAAGCUCCCUGGCUUUUCCAAGGCAUCUGGAAGGUUAUCCGUGGUUGGCUUGAUCCUGUUGUGGCAGCCAAGGUUCAUUUCACUAACAACCGAACCGAGCUUGAGGAGUACAUUGCGCCGAACCAUUUGAUCAAGGAGCUUGAUGGCGACGAGAACUGGGAGUACAAGUAUGUCGAGCCUGUCGCUGGUGAAAAUGACAAGAUGAAAGACACCCAAACCCGGGAUCUUCUUUUGGCUGAGCGUGAAGAGGUGGUCAAGAAAUUUGAGCAGACGACCAGGGACUGGAUUCGUCAUCCAGAGGGCGAACAAGGUAAAGAGCUCAAGGUUGAGCGUGAGAAGAUCUCCAAGCAGUUGAAGGAGGGUUACUGGGUUCUCGACCAGUAUAUCCGGGCACGAACAUUGUACGAUAGACAGGGAGCCAUCCAGAGUGGUGGCAAGACUGAUUGGUAUUCCUUGAAGCCCCCAACUGCCGCAGCCGGCACAUCUGCAGAAGAUUUAGACUAG